UCGAAAGUUUUACAGAACAACGACGACAAUGUCUUCAAAUGUACACCACUCUCUCUCUUCACCCUCUAAACAACUCACUGUAAAACGCCUAUUAAAUCCCCAAUUCCUAAACCAAACCUACCAGUACUCGGCCGUUGAAUAUAUGGUUAGAGAGAGAGUGAGAGAGCGACCGACUCACAUAAAUACUUGUGCUCUCUGAAAACCUAACGGUCUUCGCCUUCGAGGAGUUUCGAAUUCCAAAACUCAGUUCAUUUAUUUUAUCGAUUCUCUUCUUUCUGUUUUGCCCUAUUUAUUGAAUUACAUUAAUUGAUCUCGUUUCAUUUUAUGUGCGGGAGAUUUCUGGAUGAAGUGUUUGUUUGAUUCCGCGAAAACGAGAAUGUGCAGAUUUCCUGUGCUUUUUUUGGAUGAGAAUUGGAGAUUGUGGAGAGGAAGUGGUUGAAUUGAGAUAUUGAUUUUGUUUUUCUUGUUUAUUUUGUAUGUGUUUGAUGAGAUUUUUGGUGUGAGGAUUCAUCGAGGUCCGAAAUGAGCACCGAAAGGCAGGGGGUAACGGUUAGGGACCUCGUCGAGGAAGCUAAGAAGCGGAUUGUUUUUCUGAUCAUAUGCGUGGUUGGACUGUCCUAUCUCAUGUCUUUAACAAGCUCCUCUGUCUUGGUCAACUUGCCUGCUGCUGCCUUCUUAAUAGUCAUCCUUCGCUACUUGUCCCUGGAUUUUGACAUGCGGAGGAAAGUUGCAGCAUACCAAAGCAAACCAUCCUCAGCAAGUCUUUCUUCUCAGAGGAAACCUCUUGAGGGUCCUAAAGUUGUCAUUGACAAGUCUGAUUGGAGAAGGAAAGUAAAUUCCCCUGUUGUUGAGGAUGCAAUAGAUCAGUUCAGCAGACAUUUAAUUUCUGAGUGGGUGACAGAUCUAUGGUACUCUCGCAUAACUCCUGAUAGACAAGUUCCAGAAGAGCUAGUGCAGAUCAUUAACGGUGUGCUGGGAGAGGUUUCAUGUCACGUGAGAAAUAUUAAUCUUAUAGAUCUUCUAACAAGGGAUAUCGUCCAUCUUCUUUGUACCCACUUGGAGCUCUUCCGUGCAAGUCAGGCAAAGAUUGAGAAGCAGUGGUCGAGAUUGCUGACCAUAGAACGUCGAGACAUGGAAUUAAAGUCUGUGCUGGCCACAGAUAACAAAUUGCACCCUGCAUUAUUUUCUACUGAAUCUGAGCAUAAGGUUCUGCAGCAUCUUAUGGAUGGUCUCAUUUCUGUCACAUUCAAGCCAGAGGAUAUGCAGUGCUCUUUAUUCCGCUAUAUUGUCAGGGAGCUUCUUGCUUGUGCUGUAAUGCGACCCGUUUUGAACUUAGCUAGCCCAAGGUUCAUAAAUGAAAGGAUUGAAUCUCUAGUUAUGUCUUCUUUAGACAAGGCUGAUAAAGGAGCUACUACAUCACAUUCCAAACCAAACGGAUCUUCUAAAAUGUCAACAGAUCGCUUUACUCGGUUUUUAGAUCCUUCUGCGAAGGGUGUUGAACUUGUGCAGUUAAAGAAGGAUCAAUCUGAAACUGCUGCUGGGAAACCUGGAACAGACAAUGUGAAUGGAAUGCUUCUUUCAAAGGAUCCGUUGCUUUUCAUUGAUCCUCGAUCAACACGUUCUUGGAGUUCUUUGCCCUCAGAAUCCCCCAAUGGUAAUGGAGGUUUACAACAACACCACUCUGGAGGAGAAUGGGGGGAUAUGCUAGAUAUAAUUUCUCGUAGAAAGACUGAAACCCUGGCUCCGGAGCAUUUUGAGAAUAUGUGGACAAAAGGAAGAAACUACAGGAAGAAGGAAGGUGAGUGUCGGUUGACGGAUCCAGCUCCACGAAAUUCUUCUGCAGGGAUAUCUAAAACAAUGGAUCAAACUAGGCACAAGGAAAAAUAUGGUGCAACUAAAGGUAGUUCCCUUGAGAGUAGCGCUCCUCUUUCUGGAUGUAAUGUACGUGCUGCAGCAGAUAACUUACUACGACAUAGUGAUCGGAACAUAUCAAGUUACCCUCCAGUUAUUUCAGAAGAAGACGAUGAUGAACACAACAACAUGCAUUUAGACGAGGUUGAAUCAGGGAGCAGUAGUGGUUAUACGACCGAAGAUGAUGAAAACAGCAGUGUGACAGGUCUUGAUUCUCCCGGUGUCAAGGUUUGGGAUGGUAAAAAUAAUAGAAAUGUUUCUGUCUCUCACAUUCAUCAUCCACUUGAAAUUUCUGAAGGCCGCAAGACAAGAAAGACGCACAAAGGGCAUGCCAACUCUCAACAUUUAGCCAUAACAGAGUCUGGAAGAAAAAGGUCCAGAUUAAGCAGUCAGGAGGUGCAUGUCUGGCAAGAGAUUAGAAGAACAAGCUUUUUAUCCGGAGAUGGGCAGGAUAUUUUGAAGUCUUCUAAAGCAAACGUCAAAUCUGACACUAGUGAUGAGUCUGAAACAGAAAUGUUGGGCAGAAUUCGCAGUGGAGCAACUGCUUCACCAUCUGUUUCUUCUGUGUCUACACCUGAAAGUCAUGGUUUGGCUGCUAAUCCACCAAAACAUUCGUUUUUGGCAGAUACUUUUUUAAAGUUAAGAUGCGAGGUAUUAGGUGCCAAUAUUGUGAAGAGUGGCUCCAAAACAUUUGCAGUUUACUCUAUAUCUGUUACGGAUGUAAAUAACAAUAGUUGGUCUAUCAAAAGAAGGUUUCGACAUUUUGAGGAGCUGCAUCGACGUCUUAAAGAGUUUCCAGAAUAUAAUCUUCAUUUGCCACCCAAGCAUUUUCUGUCAACUGGUCUAGAUGUGCUUCUCAUCCAAGAACGUUGUAAAUUGCUUGACACAUACUUGAAGAAACUUCUGCAGCUCCCUACUAUUUCAGGAUCUAUUGAAGUUUGGGACUUCCUUAGUGUUGAUUCUCAGACAUAUGUUUUCUCAAAUUCUUUAUCUAUCAUUGAAACAUUGUCAGAUGACACGGGACAUGAAAAGAGUGAAGAUGCUGGUAAUAUCAUUAGGCCUGCGAUUGAUCUAUUAUCCUCGAGGAGAGGGCAAAUGAAUGCUGAAGGCAAGAAGUCUGCAUCACAGAUGAAGCAUGACUGUGUGGCUGAUGUGUCAAGACUGAAUAAAAAUGGUGCAACUCUUUCUCCACCUAAAAGGAUUGCAAAGGAGUACAGAAGACCAUUUGAGGAUUCUAGUAGUGACUCCGACAAUGUGGUGCAAAAGAAUAUUUUUCCCACCAAAAACUCGGGGAAGACUACAAAAGGAGGUGAUAGUGAUGAUCUACAUGGAUCACCUGAGUUGCUUAUGGAUGCUGCUGCUGAUCCAGCUCUCCCUAGCGAGUGGGUGCCGCCGAAUUUAAGUGUCCCCAUCUUGGAUUUGGUUGACGUCAUUUUCCAGCUUCAAGAUGGUGGAUGGAUCAGGCGUAAGGCUUUUUGGGUGGCCAAACAGGCAUUACAGCUGGGAAUGGGUGAUGCUUUUGAUGAUUGGUUAAUUGAGAAAAUCCAGCUUCUGCGUAGGGGAUCUGUGGUUGCUUCGGGGAUCAGGCGCGUUGAGCAGAUACUUUGGCCUGAUGGAAUAUUCAUCACAAAGCAUCCAAAGCGACAACGACCAACCCCCUCAGCAAACCCAUCCCCCCAUAGUUCCGCUCGUGUACUACCUCCACCAACGCCAUCUUCAACUAAGAUAGAGGAUAUCCAGAAACUUGAUGAGAUAACACAAAAGGAAGCUGAAAGGCGUGCGAAAUUUGUGUAUGAGCUAAUGAUCGACAAUGCCCCAGCUGCUAUUGUCAGUCUUUUUGGUCGUAAGGAGUAUGAGCAAUGUGCAAAGGAUCUGUAUUACUUCCUCCAGGUAACUUGGCUGGCUUUUUUUUUUGAGUCCCCAAUCCGAAACUCGUGAUAAAACAACAAUUAUCAUUGGGACUUGAUCAACUGGAUUCAUAUGCAAAAUUUACCAUGACAGACGCCGACUACAGACAGGCCUAAUUCUUGGGUAAGGGAAACCCAAUGCAUCUGUCUUGUGGUUGUUAUGUUGAGAAAUUUCAAUUGGCAGACGGACAACUGCAAUUCCGAUAACUGAUUUUUUUGGAGCACAAUUCUCCUUUUUUCCUGCCUAAAUAUGCCACUUGGUUUAUUAUUAGGUCUCUUUAUUCAUUGACAUUUUUUCGUCUGCUUGACACUGGGAUCUGUAUUACUCAUUGGGUUCUUUUCUAUCAACAUCUUUGCAUACUUGAAAUAUUUUUGUAUGGUGACACUGGGAUUAUUGCGUUUUGGGAAAAAAAACAUUACUAAUUUGCAUAUUUUUAUGGUUUUUUAACAGCUGCUGUAAAUGGUAUUGGAGUUAUGCAAGACCUGUAACCAAAUGACCAUAUUGGUUUUUCAAUUCGCAAAUGGCAUUCCUUGUGCAUCUUAUUAAUUAGCACUCUUCACAUUAGCUGGCUUGGAUCUUGAACAACUUGUAACUGUUGGCUGUUGGCUAUUUGCUUGUGCAGUCGUCCGUUUGUCUGAAGCAACUAGCUUUUGACCUUCUCGAGCUGCUGCUCUUGUCUGCAUUUCCAGAAUUGGAUGAUGUCUUCAGGCGGUUGCACGAGGAAAAAGAAAAGUUUGGAGAGGUCAAACAGGAUUAAUAAGUUUUCUUUCAUAAGGAAAUCAUUAGAGAUGCAGAGUGAUUUUUCUUCAACAGGUGAUUUUUUUUUUUUUUUUAAUUUUUCAAUUAUCCCGUGUAAAGUCUUGUCAGUCACCCAGACAGGGCACAUAGUUUUUCUAUAGAAAUGUUCCCCUAUAGCAGAAAAUCCUUGUAUUCGAUUUGAGAAUGAGAAAGCCAAGCUCAUGAGGUCAGAUAUACGGUGCAUCUGUGAUCAAUUUUUCGGUUUGCCAUUUCGGGUUGUUUUUUUGGUAAACCUGAGUUGCAUACAUAACUACAAAAGUAGCUCAUA
Messenger RNA from Ilex paraguariensis (yerba mate), 4885 nucleotides. NCBI's taxonomy places the organism in Eukaryota, Viridiplantae, Streptophyta, Magnoliopsida, Aquifoliales, Aquifoliaceae. The record is from the annotation of a GenBank genome assembly.